Molecule: messenger RNA, 1284 nt
Organism: Myzus persicae (green peach aphid)
Lineage: Eukaryota; Metazoa; Arthropoda; Insecta; Hemiptera; Aphididae
Product: 52 kDa repressor of the inhibitor of the protein kinase-like
Exons: 2
Coding region: 1-1284 (427 amino acids)
Molecular function (GO): protein dimerization activity
Source: RefSeq, a predicted model, not a curated record
AUGCGCAGCGAAAGACGAAAACCGGUCGGCCAAAAUGAUCGUUCUCUUUUGGAACAGAGUAUACCUAUCGAUGACAUGAGAGGCCAAGGGUACGACAAUGGUUCAAAUAUGCGAGGUCAAAAUAGUGGCGUUCAAGCUAGAGUGAGAGAAAUUAAUUCAAGAGCAUUUUACGUUCCAUGUAAUGCCCAUUGCUUAAAUUUAGUUUUAAACGACGCUGCGAAUUGCUGUUUAGAUGCCGUUAAUUUUUUUGGUUUAAUUCAAGAGAUUUAUAGCAGAGUUGACGCUGUUAAAGCCAUUCGAUUUCAAGUUGGGGAAGUGUAUGAUUCAUUAAUAGAAAUUGUAGAAGACUUAACACUUGUGAAUGCAACUGGAGUAAAAUGUCGUGCAGAAGCUAAAAGUAUUGCUGAAAAAUUAGUUGAUUUUAAAUUUUUGUGUUGUCUUGUUAUUUGGUAUGAUAUAUUGUUCGAAAUUAACCAUACAAGUAAAUUACUUCAAUCUGUGUCAUUGAAUAUUUCAGAAACUAUAACACAAUUAAAGAAUACAAUAAUAUUUUUGAAAGAAUAUCGUACAGAUGAAGGUUUUCAAAAGACGUUAGGACAAGCUAAGACACUAGCAAAUGAACUUCAAAUUGAGGCUAACUUUCCUGUCCCAACUCGAAUUCGUCGUAGAACUACUCAAUUUGCAUAUGAAUCACGAGACGAACCUAUUCAUGACCCAAAACAAAGUUUUAAAAUUAACUUUUUCAAUCAGAUUUUAGACACUGCUAUUCAAUCAAUCAAUGACAGAUUUUCACAACUUACAGAUCACAGCGAUUUAUUUUCAUUUCUCUAUAAUAUAACUGAAAUUUCUGAUUUUGAUGAACUUAUGAAAAAUUGUAAAGAUUUACAAAUAGCACUAACUUCAAGUGAUGGAUUAAGUACGGAUAUAGUUGCUGUUGAAUUGUAUGGUGAAAUUAUAUCUUUGCAAAAACGUUUUACUUUCGAAACGUGUGAUCCGAAAUCAGUUCUUACGUACAUAUGUAGAAACAAGUUGAUAGAACUUUACCCUAAUACUUAUGUUAUACUAAGGAUUCUAUUGACUUUACCUGUAACUGCUGCAACAGCCGAGAGGAGUUUCUCAAAGCUUAAAAUAUUAAAAAAUUAUUUGCGAACAAAUAUAUCUCAAGACCAAUUAGUAGGAUUAGCCACUCUAUCUAUUGAAAGUGAAAUUGCUGAAGAAUUAGACAUGGAUGAACUUAUACAGAGCUUUGCUUCACUAAAAGCAAGAAAAGUCAAUUUUAAAUAA